GACCCAGUGCGCAUGCUUGGGACUCCCUCCGCUUGUAACCGUGGCCGAGUUGGCUUCGUCUCGUCCUCCCUCGGCGCUCCUGCAGCUCCUCUCGCUCCGCCGCCAAAGCCGUGCUCCCGACUGUCGCGUGUGGCGGGCAAGCCGUCGCCGCGAACCCGCGGAGGGCAAAGAGAAGAUGGCCACCUCUGGCGUGGAAAAGAGUAGCAAGAAGAAAACCGAGAAGAAACUUGCGGCUCGCGAAGAAGCCAAGCUGCUGGCGGGGUUCAUGGGCGUCAUGAACAACAUGAGGAAACAGAGAACAUUAUGUGAUGUGAUCCUCAUGGUCCAGGAAAGAAAGAUACCUGCUCACCGUGUUGUUCUGGCUGCAGCCAGUCACUUUUUUAACUUAAUGUUCACAACUAACAUGCUUGAAUCUAAGUCCUUCGAAGUAGAACUCAAGGAUGCAGAACCUGAUAUUAUUGAACAGCUGGUGGAAUUUGCUUAUACUGCUAGAAUUUCUGUGAAUAGCAACAAUGUUCAGUCUUUGUUAGAUGCAGCAAAUCAGUACCAGAUUGAACCUGUGAAGAAAAUGUGUGUGGAUUUUUUGAAAGAGCAAGUUGAUGCUUCAAACUGUCUUGGUAUAAGUGUGCUUGCAGAGUGUCUGGACUGUCCUGAACUAAAAGCAACAGCCGACGACUUUAUUCAUCAGCAUUUCACUGAAGUUUACAAAACGGAUGAAUUUCUACAACUUGAUGUCAAGCGAGUGACACAUCUUCUCAGCCAGGACACCCUGACUGUAAGAGCAGAGGAUCAGGUUUAUGAUGCUGCCGUGAGGUGGCUCAAAUACGAUGAGCCCAACCGCCAGCCGUUCAUGGUUGACAUCCUUGCUAAAGUCAGGUUUCCUCUCAUAUCGAAGAACUUCCUAAGUAAGACCGUACAAGCUGAACCACUAAUUCAAGAUAAUCCUGAAUGCCUUAAGAUGGUGAUAAGUGGAAUGAGGUACCAUCUACUGUCUCCUGAGGAUAGAGAAGAACUUGCAGGUGGCACACGGCCUAGAAGAAAGAAACACGAUUACCACAUAGCUCUGUUUGGAGGCUCCCAACCACAGUCCUGUAGAUAUUUUAACCCAAAGGAUUACAGUUGGACAGACAUUCGCUGCCCCUUUGAAAAACGAAGAGAUGCAGCAUGUGUGUUUUGGGACAAUGUAGUAUACAUUUUGGGAGGUUCUCAGCUUUUUCCCAUCAAGCGAAUGGAUUGCUACAAUGUUGUAAAGGAUAGCUGGUAUUCCAAACUGGGCCCUCCAACACCUCGAGACAGUCUUGCUGCCUGUGCUGCAGAAGGCAAAAUUUAUACAUCUGGAGGUUCAGAAGUAGGAAACUCAGCUCUCUAUUUGUUUGAGUGCUAUGAUACAAGAACUGAGAGUUGGCACACGAAGCCCAGCAUGCUGACCCAGCGCUGCAGCCAUGGGAUGGUGGAGGCCAAUGGCCUCAUCUAUGUCUGUGGAGGAAGCUUAGGAAACAAUGUUUCCGGGAGAGUGCUUAGUUCCUGUGAAGUGUAUGAUCCUGCCACAGAAACAUGGACUGAGCUGUGUUCAAUGAUUGAGCCCAGGAAGAAUCAUGGGCUGGUGUUUGUGAAGGACAAGAUAUUUGCUGUUGGUGGUCAGAAUGGUUUAGGUGGUCUGGACAACGUGGAGUAUUAUGAUAUCAAGUUAAAUGAAUGGAAGAUGGUGUCACCGAUGCCAUGGAGAGGCGUGACAGUGAAGUGUGCAGCAGUUGGCUCUAUCAUCUAUGUCCUGGCAGGUUUUCAGGGUGUAGGCAGAUUGGGGCACAUCCUGGAGUAUAACACUGAAACAGACAAGUGGAUUGCCAACUCCAAAGUCCGUGCUUUCCCAGUCACAAGUUGUCUAAUUUGUGUUGUUGAUACUUGUGGAGCAAACGAAGAGAAGCAAAAUACAUAACACUAUUAUAGUUACUCUAUCAGAGUGUACCAUCUCGGAUUGUAAGUCAUACUGCUACUACUUAGUUCUCGACCAAACAGAAACAAAAAGACCCAACUGCACAGCACUUACACAUUAUGAAAAUAGAAUCUAGAGACAAGAACAAGGAAUGGACUUUUGCUCAUCUGCAGUGGUUUAUCCCAAGAGUUGGGUUAUGAAGUUCUAAUCCGGUAUUUUGAUAAAGUAAGGUUCCAGUAAGAUAACAGUUUAUAUGAUCUGGACCUCCUUACUUAAUUCAAAGACCAUAUUUUAGUUGGCCAUAUAACCAAGAAACCUAUCAGCCGGAAAAUGUGAAAAGUUACAAGCACUUCUUGAAAACAUAAAUUGCAACUAUUUAACUGAUUGUGGUAGAGUGGGGCAUGCUCAUCAGAAAAGUAGCCUCAGCUUAGCUCUAGAUUCUAUUUUCAUAAUGUGUAAGUGCUAUGUAGUUAGGUCUUUUUGUUUCUGUUUGGUCAAGAACCAACUAGUAGUAUAAAUUACAAUUCUAGAUGGUAAACUCUGAUAGAGUAACUAUAAUAGUGUUAUGUAUUUUGCUUGUCUUCAUUUAUUUGAUUUAGUGCCAAAUUAUUCCAUUUUAAAGUAAGCAAGAGCGGCACAAAUACACACACUUUCUCACAAAAUUUCACAGAUUUUUGGGACUUAACUCUACCCAAUUACCCAUGAAAUAUAUUCAGUCCAAUUAAAUGAAAUAUUACACAUUUCUGCAUAAAAUAUUAAGCUUAGUAUCCAUCAUUCAUUUAUAUGGUUUUACUCGGCAGUAUAAAAAGUGCUCAGUGUCCUUAUUCUCUACUGCGAGACCCAAUCAGUAAGACCGGCUAACCAGGAGAAGAAACGCUAUUUGAAGAAAUGUCUAGAUUACUAGAAAAGCACUGAUAAUUGUAGCCCAGUAUCAUAUGGUUUUUAAAAAAUACGGUUUUCUUUUCUCCUAGCAGAACAUGUUAGAGAUAACUGAGUUUUCUCUAAAAGUUCUGUAAUAAGUGGCAUUAAAUGUAUCACAUUCAUUGCUUUUAUGUGGACAACAAAUUACCAAACGGCCUAUUAAUUUUUUCCAGUAACGUUUUACCCUUUGACUAUGAAUGAAAUGUGCCAUGUUAAACUGUCAAUCAAUGUUUUUAUCUGAUAUUAAAUAUUUUUAACUUAAA
This is a messenger RNA of Apodemus sylvaticus (European woodmouse), 3117 nucleotides long. RefSeq names its product kelch like family member 7 (gene Klhl7). Gene Ontology annotation, biological process: protein ubiquitination. NCBI's taxonomy places the organism in Eukaryota, Metazoa, Chordata, Mammalia, Rodentia, Muridae. Gene Ontology annotation, cellular component: Cul3-RING ubiquitin ligase complex. The coding region runs from base 176 to 1936 and encodes 586 amino acids. The record is from RefSeq and is a predicted model, not a curated record. The transcript is spliced from 11 exons. Gene Ontology annotation, molecular function: protein binding.